GAGCUUUAACGUGAUAGCUUUAUAUGUGACUUCCACUCAUGCCCCAUGAGUUACCCAGCCCUCGGGCCUUUCGUUCCAGUAAGUUCUUCCCUAUCGAAGACGCUGCAGGAGGUGGAGGUGCUCACCGUAGACUCCAAGGUCUGCAACAGUCGCUUCCGUGAAGCAUUAAAAAAGCCUGCGGAUUACAGCCCCAUCAAAGAGGACAUGUUGUGUGCCGGGUACAUGGAAGGCUAUAAAGGCUUUGCUCCGGGUGACUUCGGGGGACCCCUGGUGUGCGAACAGAAUGGGACCUGGUACCUUGGUGGGAUUGUGAGCUGGUUACUGACGAUGACAGUGAAUGGGGUAACCAGCGUUGCUGACGGUUACCCUGGGGUUUACAACCGCCCGAAUGCCCACAAUGAGUGGAUACAAAAGAACGUGCCUGGUGUGACUUUCACGGUAGUGAACUUUCCUUCAAACAGUGCCCAUUCCUCUGCCAUAAUCCCCAGGAUCCUUCUCCUCACUAUACUUCUGUGGAUGACCCUGUGACCCCUCUUAGAUUGGGUCCCCAUCCCACACCAGCACUUCCUCUCCCUUUGUGCAAAUAGACCAUCUCACCUGUGGCACUAGGCCUGGGUAUUCACACCCUACACACUGUGGUAACAAUCUUUGUGCAAAAUACCCCUUAUGAGAUAUCAUUUGAAAACUAAUAACUAUGUAAUCGUUCAUACCCUUGUGUGAUGUAUGUAUGCGAUGGGUGCUAAGAAUUAUGGAGAUAUGCUGGAUGGUACCUAAAGUAUGUUCAUACCAGGUGUAUU
Chelonia mydas (Green sea turtle) is the source of this 797-nucleotide messenger RNA. RefSeq names its product brain-specific serine protease 4-like. Bases 46 to 528 code for a protein of 160 amino acids. Gene Ontology annotation, molecular function: serine-type endopeptidase activity. Gene Ontology annotation, biological process: proteolysis. The record is from RefSeq and is a predicted model, not a curated record. NCBI's taxonomy places the organism in Eukaryota, Metazoa, Chordata, Testudines, Cheloniidae. The transcript is spliced from 2 exons.